This is a messenger RNA of Diutina rugosa, 2058 nucleotides long. RefSeq names its product WD40 repeat domain-containing protein. Gene Ontology annotation, molecular function: protein binding. The transcript has a single exon. The record is from RefSeq and is a predicted model, not a curated record. Lineage: Eukaryota; Fungi; Ascomycota; Pichiomycetes; Serinales; Debaryomycetaceae. Bases 1 to 2058 code for a protein of 685 amino acids.
AUGUCCUCCAAUGCUGACACGCCUUUCCAUGAGCUUUCAUUUAUCCCGUUGCUGGAGUCAAGUGAACGCUCCAGUGGCAACGAUUGCCAGCCCGAUGACGAUAGCGAAAGAAAUACCCCCACAGACCAACAAAAGGAAUCCCAAAGACACACCGAAGAAACCGUGCGCAGAUUGCAGUCUGACCUUAAUGAAUUAAAUUCACAAAAUGUUGAACUUGAGGGUGCCAACGCAUACGUUCAAUUAGGUCAUGCCAUUUUGACCGCGAUCCACGAGAACCCCACGAUCCACGCAUUCGUUUCCACGAUUACCGAUACAUUAUCAUCACCAAAUAAUCUGUCUACUUCUACUGGUGUUCCAGUGCUGCAAUCCACUGCUAGUGUGGCUCCGGGACUGUUAUCCUUGCAGGCUGGACUGCUGAAUGUUUUUAAUGCAGCGUACAGAGCGUUCCAUGGCAAGCCUACCCCGUCGUUUAUUGAUCACGCGAAACCGCAUUCAAGCUACGUGAAGAUUAAUAAUGAACAUGAUUUGUGGUACAACCCCGAGCUCAAGCGUGAUUUGGACAUUCAACUACUUCACCAGUUCGAAUUUUUACGAAAGGUGGAUUGCGUGGGGCUUUCAAAAGAUGGCAAGGUUAUCGCCGUUGGAUGCACAACUACCACCUAUUUGUACAGUAUUCAAUCAUACAAACAUGUGGCUAGAUUGACGGUUGACGACGACUGCCACACAGCCGGAUCGAGCCGUAUUAAUUCGUUAUGCUUUUCGCCUGAUGGUAACUAUUUGGCCAUCGCCAAAAAGAUGAAUAUCUAUAUUUAUGACUUGAAGACCCUUAAGAUGUAUAAAACCUUGCGCUGUGGCGAUGGAGAGGUGGUCUCACUUGAUUACUUUCCUGAUGGCGAGAAGUUGUUGUCGGGCCUGAAGAACGGCUUUGUUGUUGUCUGGACUUUGGAAACAACUGAAAUGGUCGUUGAUUACCAUGAAAAACUGGUGAAAUCGGUGCUGGUACUGUGGGAUGGUAAGUAUUAUGUUGUUGGCUUCGGGGAUAAUACUGCCGGAGUGUGGGACGCCGACAGCGAAUUACAGGUGCAAUUUUCGGAUGCUAAACAGUACAAUCGUCACCGCAAGCAGGUGUUAUCUGUCAAGUUUGUUGACGAGAAGGUUUUGUCAUGUUCGACAGACGGUACUGCAAAGUUAUGGAACUUUCUCAAGAUGCCCAACGAUCAAAUAUUUCUGUAUUGUGAAGUUACAUACAAAGGUCAUAAGGGUCUGGUUAAAUCAAUUUGUUCGAUGCCAAAUAUUGGGUGCGUCAUGCUGGGUUCUCAAGAUGGCAAGGUGAUAUGUUGGAACAAAACCACCGGUCACCCACGAUUGAUGCUACAAGCUCAUCUCAAGCCAGUAACUUCGCUCAUGGCUGUUGUGAAACCUGGAAGCUCUAGGGGCAUACUUAUCACCUCGUCGAAUGAGGAUUGCAACGUGCGGGUAUGGGAAGUUGACGUGGUACCCAUAUCAGCACCAAUCUCUGAAUCUGGGGUCGUUAACAGAUGUAUGACUGAUGAAUUGGUUAAGCAAGCACUGCUGAACCGAACUGCCCACAAACCGAUUGGGCCUAGGGCUGCUAAGAAGCAGGCACUUCCAGCACUGCUGAGCCGGGCUAUCAACAUAUCGUCACGGUUUAAGGUUGCCAAGAAGCUGGCACAGCAAGCACUGCUGAGCCUGACACCCAACACAUCAACACAAAUCAAUGUUACCGAGAAUUUGGCACGAUUCGAGCGAAUUGAUUGGACGGUGUUUCCUAUUCAGGCGGAACACGUGUUACCAGCUGGAACCAGAAUAGAUGGGCAAGCGGGGGCGACGCUUAAGAAGCUUUGUACUCGUCGUCUUAGUGUAAAACCUCGAUACCAUUUUGAAGACAUGCAAGACCAGAUGGUAAAGGUUACUAUAACCCUCAAUGACCAUCAGUUGCUGUCGGCCCGGGCCACUUUGAGAUCUGAUGCCGAGCUGUUGGCGGCAAUGGCCAUCACUAAAUAUCCUGCUGCGAGAGAGAUUAUUUUUGAAGAGUGA